Cuscuta epithymum is the source of this 1659-nucleotide messenger RNA. The record is from the annotation of a GenBank genome assembly. NCBI's taxonomy places the organism in Eukaryota, Viridiplantae, Streptophyta, Magnoliopsida, Solanales, Convolvulaceae.
UUUGUAGUUUAUAUUUCAACAUGGUAUCAGAGCCUUCCAUUUCAGUUUAGUUUUUCAGAUUUCAGUUCUUUAUUCAGGCUGACUUCAGUUCAGUAUUCAGGCUGGGUUCUUUCUCCAAGAACUUGAGUUAACUUCAGAACCUUACACACCAUUUUCAGAACCUUACACACCAUUCUGCCUACAGAACCUCUACACACCAUUAAACAGAACCUCUGUCCAGACCAACACCGUCCUAUUUCUCACCUCCGUCCUAACCAAUUGCACUUGCCGCCGCCGACCACGUCUUUGGAGUCCGCACCGGCAAAGCUUCGCGCGUCAGUCACACGCGCCGCCGAAGACUUUCUCGGCUGCCGCACGCGCCGGCGAGUGAAGCUUCAUAGCUGACCGGAUUUCUAAUCGGAAAUCGCCAUCUCUGCCAGGCAAAUCCAUUUUUCCGAUCUGCGAGCUUUUGGAUCCACGGUCUUCUUGAGGUUGGCGACGCAGACUGUUGAGAAAGGUUGGGAUUUGAGACUAGGUGAACUAACUCGAAUUAGAAAGGGGCUGCGUUAUAUUUUUGGAGUCGCCACUAUCAUUAGCUGGUAAGUCAGAAACCCAGACCUCGCCAACCAUCUAUUGAGCUGCGGCUGGUAAGUCUUAAUUAGCUGUAUUUAUUUAUUUAUUCUCAAAAAAAAAAAAAAAAAAGAAUGUCUUUUACGGGUCCAUUUGGCAGAGGAGUAAUAUGCCAUUACUGCAAGAAGCCCGGGCACUUGCUCAAAGAAUGUAGAAAGUUGCUGUUCAAAAAUCAAGGAAAUCAGCUUGCUCAUGUUGCUUCCGCUACGAGUUCAUUUGAUGGAUCAAUUGCUAUUUCUUCAGACGAGUAUGCUAAAUUUAUUUGCUACCAAGAAUCUCUAAAGCAUUCAUCUAUCCCUAUCUCGGUAGUCGCAAAUUCAGGUAUUUCAAACACAUGUCUUGUUUCAUCAUCCUCAAAAUGGGUCAUUGACUCAGGUGCCACAGAUCAUAUGACUGGUAAUCCUAGUCUAUUCUCAUCAUUUCACUCACAUUUACCUGCUUCCAGUGUCACUUUAGCAGACGGGUCUACCUCACCCGUUCUUGGAUCUGGUACUGUUGUACCAACUUCUACAUUACCAUUAUCGUCUGUUUUGAGUCUUCCUAAUUUUGCAUUUAAUCUGCUUUCCAUCAGUAAAAUCACACGUACUCUUAAUUGUUCUGUAACAUUUUUUCCGGGAUAUUGUGUGUUUCAGGAUCUGUUAACGAAGCAUACUAUUGGUCAAGGACAUGAGUCGGGUGGUCUUUAUAUUUUGGAUACAUCAAUUACAAAAGGUAUCUCUUGCCUUGGGGUUGGAAAUCUAUUAGAAGCUCAUUACCGAUUAGGACAUCCAUCUCUCUCACUAAUGAAGCAAUUAUAUCCUCAGUUUAAUAAGGUGUCUUCUAUACAAUGUGAGUCGUGUGAGUUUGCUAAACAUCAUCGCACUAGUUUAAGUCCCCGACUUAAUAAACGAGCAAAUGCUCCGUUUGAUCUUGUCCAUACUGAUGUUUGGGGGGCAUGUCCAGUUGUGUCCAAACCUGGUUUCAAAUAUUUUGUCACUUUUGUUGACGAUUAUUCUCGUAUGACAUGGGUGUAUUUUAUGAAGCGCCGAUCCGAGUUAUUUACUCAUUUCU